Sinocyclocheilus anshuiensis is the source of this 833-nucleotide messenger RNA. Its product is annotated as protein MIS12 homolog. Lineage: Eukaryota; Metazoa; Chordata; Actinopteri; Cypriniformes; Cyprinidae. The record is from RefSeq and is a predicted model, not a curated record. Gene Ontology annotation, cellular component: MIS12/MIND type complex; nucleus; chromosome, centromeric region. The coding region runs from base 207 to 833 and encodes 208 amino acids. The transcript has 2 exons. Gene Ontology annotation, biological process: mitotic sister chromatid segregation; kinetochore assembly; mitotic cell cycle.
UGUUUGGACACAGUGAUAAACAUAAACUGAUCUCUGAGGUAGUUCUUCAGUUCUUGCAUAAUACAGGACUGUAUAUAAGAAUUUAGUUCAAACUUUGACCUGUGGAUGGCAGUAAUACGCCCAGUAGCGUCUACACUGCCGGAAAGAUAUAAGAAGAAGAAGAAGAGGCGCGAAGAAGAAGGUUGAACUGCGCGCGCGCUGCAGAGAUGGCAGAGAGCGGAGUUUCAGUGGGAUCUGAAUCCCUCCAGCUGUAUGAAGCACAGUUCUUCGGCUUCACCCCAGAGACCUGCACUGUACGAGUUCACGAUGCAUUUCGAGAUUCCCUCAAUCACAUAUUGGUCGCUGUUGAAUCUGUGUUCGUGAAAAGAUUGUGUCCAGGCCAUGAUCCGCCAGCAGAGCUCCGACUGACAGCCCGAGAGAGCACCCAAAAACUGCGGCAGUUCUUACAGGAGCGCUUUGAAAUCAUGUUUCAGCGCAUGAAGGGGAUGCUGAUGGACCGCGUCCUGUCCAUCCCUCACAACGUCCUGCUGCCCGAUGACCAGCUGCACCAGAAGUACCCAGAAGGCAAAGAAGACCUCAUGAAGCUGCAGGAAUCCAUUGCCAAUCUGCUGCAGGCUUAUGAAGCCGAGGUGUGCGCCAAGCAAGCGCUUCUCGCUGAGCUUGAGGAGCAGAAAGAAACUCAGAAACAACUGGAUGAAGUGCUGAGAUGGAUCGAGGAACUGCGAAUUUCAUGGAGGCGAGAGGGAAUGGGAAAUGUCCAAGACAGCAUUCGACACAUGAUGGAGGCUGUCGGCCAAUUGCAGGAUGUUGUAGGAAAGAAUAAUAAUAAUUGA